GGACUGAGGACCGAUCAUACUUGUGUUGGCUCGAAAUCUGCGGUUCGGCGGCUCAGGUUUCCAAUGACUGUCUCUGCCCAGAUUAGGGCUGGCGAAUGAGGCAAGUAAUUGUCAGUUUACCAUUCGUUACCAUUGGCGGGAGGUGCGAAAGAUGCCGCCUCCAUAUGGAUGCUUACCCAACCCAUCCAUCUCUCAACUAAUGCCAGCAUGCUAUAACAGGCUCUGGGCCAGAAGGUGGUGGUGCGAUCGUCCCAUAAUUCAUCUUCCGUUUCUGUCUCACUGAUGUGUUGCUUGGCAUAUCGUCAUCCUGAAGUGGUAGUCACGUCCAAUUGCAGCGACACUUUUGCUUCAUGGAUCCAUUCUCUAUUAUUGCAGGCACAGCUGGAUUGGCUGAUGUUUGCUUGCGGCUUGCAAUCUUUCUAAAACAUGCCCACGAUGGAUUUAGGGUAGUGGAUCAAGAAUUGGAGGAGCUCUCCGAAGAGAUCACCUCACUGCGAGCUCUCAACGAUCUAGCAGAGCGUACUUACAAGGAGGAAUCAGUAGUUGGAAUAGAUCCCGACCAGCAGGACGUUCUCAGUACAAAUUGGCGCGCAACCCAAAACACUUUAGCGAGCUGUCAGGGCAUAGUUGAACGGAUUGAGGCAAUAUUGAGAGAGAUUCUACAUUCUGGAAAUGGAAAACACGUCAAGCUUGACCAAGUACGCAAGUGGUUGAAGCAGCGAUCCAAGGAGAGGGGGUUAAACACACUACGGGAAAAGCUGCAAGCGCAUCAGAUUGCGCUACAAGUCAGUCUUUCAGCGGUCAGCAUUAUUCAUUCUCGCACAUCGCAGCAGGAGUCCCACAAGUCUUAUUCGGACUUAUCCGCAUCCAUCCAAAGUCUGGGUGCCGACUUGGUAUCGAAGAUAGAUUCCUUAAAAAGAGUUAUCACCCCGUCUGAAAGAACGCUUGGAUCCUCUAUUGAAUCCGUAAAGGAAGCGGUAGCUUUCGCAUAUCUAAACAAGCAUUUCUUCAUACCGCAACCUGUGAGAAGUAUCUUUACUGGGCGUAAGGACGAGCUUGAACAGUUGAAAAAUUGCCUUACCACUACACCGUCCGAAGGUCCUCUCUGCACACAAAAAAGGUUCGUGGUCUUCGGUCUUUCUGGGUCCGGGAAAACGCAAUUCUGUUGUAAAUUUGCGUCAGAAAAUAAGCAAAGCUUUUGGGGUGUAUUUUGGUUCGAUGCAAGCUCCCAGGGGCACGCAGAACAAUCGUUCUCCAAUCUCUCGACGAUCGGAAAGGUCGCAUCUAAUCCAGCUGCUGUCAAAAGUUGGUUUUCAAGUCUUGGACCCGAGAAGCCAUGGUUGCUCUUAUUCGACAACGCGGACCACGAGAGAUUCCCUGUGGAAGAAUACUUUCCUGAUAGCAAUUUUGGUACCAUCCUCAUAACGACCAGGAAUCCGCUGCUCAAAACACACGGUACUGUCGGGCCUCGUUAUUUUGGUUUUCAUGGACUAGAUGAGGAAAAAUCGAUUGAAUUGCUCCUGAAUGCUUCGGAAGAGCCGAAGCCUUGGAAACCAUCCUCAGUCAAUUCUGCAAGUAUCAUUGCUAAAGCUAUGGGGUAUCUACCUCUUGCCCUCAUACAUGCUGGGGCAACGAUUCAUUCACACCUUUGCACACUUGAGAAUUACCUUGAAGUCUUUGAAGAAACUUGGGAAUUCAUCCGUCAGACGAAGGAUCCAAAUGCUUCUACUCCAAUCUCACAAGAAAAUGCGGCCAUCUAUAGUACCUACGAAGUGAUCCUCAGUGGCAUUUUAGCAAAGAAGACACUAGCUUCCGAAGAUGCUUUAGAUCUUUUGAGGAUAUUUUCUUUCCUCGAUCGUCAACAGAUUAAGCUAAGCAUCUUCUUCCGUGCAGCGUCGAACCCAGAAGGAAAGGCAUACAGCAAAUUGAUUCCAAAGAUCACACGGGGCCAGGCAUUAAGAAGCAUUAUCACACGCCUUGUCAAUCUUCUCUCUCAACUAGGCCACCGCCCUGUUCUACCAAGGUUCUUGUCUGAAGCCCAUGGGCCCAAAGUUUCCUACCAAUCAAGGCUACGAGAAGGGCUUCACGAACUGUCUCAGCUCUCACUGAUUUCGACAAGUUCGGACCGAGGUGAAUGUUAUUCAAUGCAUGCAGCGGUCCAUCUAUGGGCGAGGCAGAGGCCGGCGAUGACACUUGUCGAGCAAGCAGUUUGGUGUCAAAUGACAGCAACUAUACUCUCUCGAGCCAUCUUACUUCCACCCUUGGACGACACAGAGGAAGAAGAAGCGUUCCGUGGAGAUCUGCUUUCGCACGUACGUCAUGUCCAAGAUGUUGAGCUGAAAAUCCAAACAAUGUUUACCAAGAAUAGGCAAUCUAGGUUAUGGACUUGGCCAGUAUUGUACUCCCCAAUAACUCCGGAACGACUGGAACAGCUUGUGAAAUUCAGUUUGGUAUAUGCACAAGGCCAAAGAUCCCAACUUCAAGAGGCAGAAAGGUUGCAAUCAUAUGCUGCAAAAGUUGUGAUGCAGUAUUUGGGCAUGGAACACAUCAAGACGAUAAACAUCAUGCGGCUAUUGUCACGGACCUACUGGCAACUUGGACAGAUAGAUGAGGCUGUUGGGGGUUUGAAGCAGGCUCUAGACGCAUGCAUCAACGUUCUUGGCCGAGAAAACCCCGAAACCCUGCAGAUCAUGGAUUCUUACGGCUCGAGUUUGUGGCUACAAGGCCGCAUUCAAGAGGCGCGCAAGGUACACGCAGCUGCUGUCGAAGGCCUCAGCAACACUCUCGGUAGUGAUGACGUUCAGACGUUAAAAGCUAUGGGAGGUCUAGGUCGUGCAGUCGGUAAGGACUUCGAUUUCACCGAGGCGGUCAGCAUACAGUCCAAGGCCUUUACCGGUUUGAAGGCUAAGCUUGGUCCAUCGCAUUCGGCUACGCUUGAGGCCAUGGACAAUCUAGCUAUGGCAUACUUCGACCGAGCCGCAUUUCGCCGUGGCCAACCAGGAGAUCUUAAGCAUGCGCUUGAAUUGGAGUCAGAAGUCUACACAGUACGCUCGGAAAAGCUUGGCAAAGAGCACUAUCAUACUCUGUGGGCGGGCCUUAACUUGGCGCGUAUCCAUGCUAUCCGCGGUGAAACUGACGAGGCCUUGCGGAUAUUCCUACCUGGACACGCGGCUGUGCUAAGAGACCUUGGCGAAAAUCACUUUAUUUAUCUAUUCGGGGAAUUACACCACGGCCGCAUCCUUAUGUGUGCAAGAAGAUAUGAGGAAGCAGAACGAAUCCUAUCCAAUGUAGUGCGUUCGCAUCAGGAGAAUCGCAGGGGUCAUCCUGAUCGCUUACUGGCUAUGUUCUCCUUGAUAAAAUGUCGCAAUGUCUUAGGUAAAGAUGAUGAAACAGCUACUCUUCUUACAGAGUUGAUCGAAGGUACGAAGGCAAUGAUAUGUCUUGGUUGGUACGGCAGUUUUUCAUACCCCAAGUGGAGAUCCGGGGACAUUGCAAACCGAAGAAUCAUGACAGCAAUCAAUGAGAUCGCCUUGGAAGUGGCAGAGGCACGACGCAGGGAAGAGGAAACCAAGAACUCGCAGCUGAACAGAAAGCGUCGGCAUACGUUGAAUCUCGAACUUGACACAUGA
Mollisia scopiformis is the source of this 3629-nucleotide messenger RNA. RefSeq lists its product as uncharacterized. The transcript is spliced from 6 exons. NCBI's taxonomy places the organism in Eukaryota, Fungi, Ascomycota, Leotiomycetes, Helotiales, Mollisiaceae. Gene Ontology annotation, molecular function: protein binding. The record is from RefSeq and is a predicted model, not a curated record. Bases 351 to 3629 code for a protein of 1092 amino acids.